Messenger RNA from Ostertagia ostertagi, 288 nucleotides. The record is from the annotation of a GenBank genome assembly. Lineage: Eukaryota; Metazoa; Nematoda; Chromadorea; Rhabditida; Trichostrongylidae.
AUGAAAGAGCAGAAUGAGCAACAAAAGGCGAAGUUCAAUGAAAUUCGUAAGAGGACCCAGGCAAUUCGAGACAGAUACAAUAAACAACUGGAGAAAGGCGAAGUUAUUUUUGAACCACAGACCUAUGCACACGCUGACCAUGGUGAAGACGAUGAUGAGGACGAGGAACAGUUUUACUACCACUACGCGACGACGCCACCCGGUUCGAUGUCCUCUGUUCGCAGCUUUGAGCUUCCAGUCACUUCUUUCGUUGCAUCAAAAAUCAUGUCACAUACACACACAUCUUGA